AUGGCCUCCGAAUCUGUCUCCAAGAAGCCCCGCAUCGACUCCCCCUCCAUCGGGACUCACAACGGCCACUUUCACGCCGACGAAGCCCUAGCCGUCUACCUCCUCCGCCUCCUACCCACCUACUCGCAGUCCCCCCUAAUCCGCACCCGCGACCCUGCCCUCCUACAAACCUGCCACACGGUCGUCGACGUAGGCGGCGAAUACGACGCCUCCACAAACCGCUACGACCACCACCAGCGCACCUUCAACAGCACAUUCCCCGGCUACAAGACGAAACUCUCCUCCGCGGGCCUGGUCUACCUGCACUUCGGCCAGAACAUCAUCGCGAACCAGGCGUCCCUGCCUACCGAGCACAGCAACGUCUCGCUGAUCUUCAACAAGCUAUACGCAGACUUCAUCGAGGCAAUCGACGCAAACGAUAACGGCGUGGGCGUCUACGACCCCGAGAAGAUCUCCGAGGCCGGGAUCGAGAAGCGCUUUAAGGAUGGCGGCGUAACGAUCGCUUCGAUCGUCAACGAUAUGAACACCGCGUCGCCUGAAGACGAGGCCGCGGGUGUCGACGAGGAUGGAUUAUUCUUGCAGGCGAGCCAGUUCGUUGGUUCCGUGUUUAGCCGCAAGCUCCGACACGCCGUGAACAGCUGGCUUCCGGCGCGCGAAACCGUGCAGGCUGCGUACAGUGGCCGCAAGGCUGUCCACCCCAGCGGGAAGAUCAUGGUUCUCCCGCAGGGUGGGGUCCCCUGGAAGGAGCACCUGUAUAACUUUGAGAAGGAGGCCAAGGCGGCGAAUGCGGAGGACGCCGAGGUGAGCUAUGUGCUGUACCCGGAGAGCGCGACCGAGGGGUCCAAGUGGCGUGUGCAGGCUGUCUCCGUGAACGAGGGUAGCUUUGUCUCCCGGAAGCCUCUGCCGGAGAAGUGGCGCGGUGUGCGCGAUGCGGAUCUCGAUGGUGUUCUUGCCGGUGAGAAUGCGGGGAUUCCGGAGGGGGCUGUGUUUGUUCACGCCAGUGGGUUUAUUGGUGGGCACAAGACGAGGGAGGGGGCGUUUGCUAUGGCUGCUAAGGCUUUGGAGUAA
Messenger RNA from Aspergillus mulundensis, 1068 nucleotides. Its product is annotated as MYG1 family protein. Bases 1 to 1068 code for a protein of 355 amino acids. Gene Ontology annotation, cellular component: nucleus; cytoplasm. NCBI's taxonomy places the organism in Eukaryota, Fungi, Ascomycota, Eurotiomycetes, Eurotiales, Aspergillaceae. The record is from RefSeq and is a predicted model, not a curated record. The transcript is spliced from 2 exons.